This is a messenger RNA of Coprinopsis cinerea okayama7#130, 690 nucleotides long. RefSeq lists its product as hypothetical. Bases 1 to 690 code for a protein of 229 amino acids. The record is from RefSeq and is a predicted model, not a curated record. NCBI's taxonomy places the organism in Eukaryota, Fungi, Basidiomycota, Agaricomycetes, Agaricales, Psathyrellaceae. The transcript has 2 exons.
AUGUCUCAAUUGCCGCAAGGCUCUCAUUCACCAUUCCUCUCCGAGGUUCAUCAUCUACAAGCGUUGACUGCAAGUGAAAUGCAAUGCUUGAUUGACUAUGCCUCCUCCCGAAUCCGUGCAGCGGGGAUGGUUUGGAACCGUCACGGCGACUCGUUCUCUCCGACUGAACGCAAACACUUUGCAGCUCAGUUAUACCGUGACCUGGAAACUGGCAUGCUGCUGUAUUCGAGUGGUUGUUUCCGAUUUCCAGGGAUCAUCCAGCGUCCCAUAGCGCUGGGAAUGAUGUUCAAAUCGACACUCACUGGGAUGCUUCACCUGGGACGACACGCCUCCACUGCAGACUACGAAACCCCCAAACCCAUCCCCGACCCCGUCCUUCCCGUGUACGCAAAUGCCUGGUGGAACAGAAGUAUGACGUCUGGGCUUUCACUCUUGGGCCUGAUCAAGGCUUGGCAGGCCCAGCGGGACGACUUUGAGGCUGCCAGGAGAGAGACCAGGCCCUUGGCUUCCUCCGAAACCGUCCUUUUCAAGUCGUUGGACGAGAGUCUCGAAAGAGCGUCUUCAUCCACUCAGAAGGCAAUCGACCUCAUAGAAAGGGACAUGGCAUUGGCGCUCAAAGAUGUCCGCGCCAUAGAGGCCGCUAUCACAGAGACCGAGAAGGUGUGCCAAGAGGUUCUCGGCACGUCUUGA